CAGCCUAACGGGCGGAAGGGUGCAGCGCAGCAUGGUCAGAGGACACGAUACCUACCGGGCGAGAAGUGCGACCUGCGUGUGGCCUCCACUGGACCGGUGGAAAAAGGUGGCUCAGUGCAAGAACCAGGCACUAACAGCAAAGAAGGUUCAGCGCGAUUACACCAGGAAGAUCAAACGGUAUUUCCAUGAAAUGAGGUCAUCUCGAAUUCGGCUGUCCCGCAUUCAGAACAAGUGUCUGUAUGGGGUGCUUCUUCUUCUCGGCUGUGCAGUACUGUUUCACCUGGUUGGAUGGAGUUUGUGGAGAAGAAAGCUGUACCUCAGUUGGCAACUUAUGCAUCAAUGUUCUUCAGAAUACAGCGGAGAGGUACGAGACGAGUUUCCGUCAUUCAGCGCUGGCGCCAUGUGCUCCGAAAACCUUUUGGGUCACCCUCUGGCCGGCCGGCCCUGUCCCGACCCACCGAUCGACGCUGUUUACACGUGGGUAAACGGCUCUGACCCGGAGUUCCAGCGGCAGCUGGAGGUCACAAAGAGGCAGCUCGGCAUACAGCCAUCGCCCGUGGCAGUGGCGGCCAACCGGUUCGCCGAGAGCGACGAGCUACGCCUCUCGCUGCGUGCGCUGGAGCUGCAUGCACCCUGGGUGCGGCGAGUGUUCGUCGUCACCAACGGUCAGGUGCCCGCCUGGCUGGACCUGAACAACCCGCGCAUCACCGUCGUCACGCAUGCGGAGAUCUUCCCCGACAAGUCGCACCAGCCCACCUUCUCCAGCCCGGCGAUUGAGUCGCAUGUGCACCGGAUCGAGGGCCUCUCAGAGCGAUUUCUCUACCUCAACGACGACUUUCUGAUCACGCAGCCCGUGUGGCCGGAGGACUUUAUCUCGUCGAGUGGCGAGUACACCAUCUACAUGGACUGGCCGAUUGGGGGCGGCCCACCGGGGGACCCGUUCUACGGCAGUCUGCAGAGCACAGACCGCAUGCUGGAGCAGCGGUAUGGCGCCGCUAAACGCCGCUACAUGGCGCACGUGCCGAUGCUGAUGGAGCGCCGCCUUCUGCGAGAGCUGCACGAACUAUUCCCCGCCGAGUACGCCACCACAUCGGCAGGCCGUGUACGCCAGCCGACAGACAUCCAGUUCCAGAUGGCCUACAGCUACUUCAUCACCUCUGAGCGGCGUGCAGUGCCCGCGGAGCAGCUCUUUGAGGAGCUGGACAUCGACAGAUCGGGGUACUGGUCAGUCGACGAGAUCCGCACGACACUACCGUGGGCGAGGCCGUUGCCGCUGCCGCCAGACGUGGUGAAUAGCGUCAUCUCCACCUUGCAGGACUGCAGCGGCAAAAACAGCUCCGUCUUCAGCCGCGAGCUGGUGCUCGGCUGCGCGCCGGCGACACACCAGCUGCGUCAAUUGGUGGGCACCCGGCCACGCUUCCGGUACCGCCUGGGUCCGCGAGAGCACUGGAGGAUGACUACCCUCCGUCCGGACCCGUACGUCGCCGCCGGCGACCUGUGCAAGGCGGUGCGCGACCCUCCCCGCUUUUCGGCGUUCAAUAACGAGUUCAGCGGGAUCGACGGGAGCUCGGCGCUGGAGGUGUCUCGCGAACUGCAGUAUAUCCUGCGGGCGCUGUUCAACAAGCCGUCUCAAUUUGAGAAGAACAGCUCGUAAGUGUUUUUUUUUCUAACUGGUUUGGCUCCAAGUAGCUUUUUCGACUCAAAACGCGUUUUAGGCAGCGAAAAAGGCAAAAAAUUGAACCUGUGAAAAUCAAACGUCGCCAUAAUUUUGGCAUGUUAAUUAUUUCCGAUAAACUUCAUAGGUAUGUGCAUUUUGGAACCACAGAGGUUAUGCCAUGUUGUCGAGCUUGCAUUGAAAUGUGUAGAGAUGUGACCCGCUUCCUCGAUUCUGACCGCGGAAAACGAAGCUUUCUAAAUUUCGUUGGCAGUUUGUGCCAUCGUAUGGACAUGGGUACCAGUUCCCACGAGUGACGUUAUCAUUAUGCCCAUUUUUGGAAGCACGAUUUAAUAGCUUCUUACCGAGAACAAUUUGAAUAAAUAUUUUAGCGGUAAGUAAUUACUGGCCAAACGCUGAAGUUGUCAAAACUCACGUGAAAGCUUUGAUUAUGAACUUGGAGCCAAACCGGUUAGAACAAAACGAACUAUAGUCCCAGCCGGAAACCCUGAUCCUUGCCCUGAUCAUACAUUUAUGUUAACCCGGCAGUUGCUGGGGUAUUUCGCCACCCACCGUUUGCUAGGGGGGGGGGGGGGGCGUUAAACGCCCCCAGCCGAGACG
Molecule: messenger RNA, 2275 nt
Organism: Amphibalanus amphitrite
Lineage: Eukaryota; Metazoa; Arthropoda; Thecostraca; Balanomorpha; Balanidae
Product: N-acetylglucosamine-1-phosphotransferase subunits alpha/beta-like
Exons: 2
Coding region: 32-1654 (540 amino acids)
Biological process (GO): N-glycan processing to lysosome; carbohydrate phosphorylation
Cellular component (GO): Golgi apparatus
Molecular function (GO): UDP-N-acetylglucosamine-lysosomal-enzyme N-acetylglucosaminephosphotransferase activity
Source: RefSeq, a predicted model, not a curated record